AUGGGUGGCGAAGUGGCAGGCAGCAUCAAUAACCGCAGCAGUACCACUGGGGUGGCCAAGGCAGGUGCUGCUGUUGCUGGUCUUGGAGCUGACACUGUGGCUGUUGAAAGAGCACCAGGGAGUGGUGACAGUUUCAGUGGCGCGGGUGGUGUGACGGGAAGGGGUGCUGCCAGUGGCAGUACAGGGUUGAACGGUGAUGGUGGUGGUAACGAUCGUGGGCUGUUCUUCUCAUGGCAGGGACUAGCUGCGCCUGGGGCGGCAGUGAGUGGGGCGGCAGUGAGUGGGGCAGUGUUCAUGCCUGGGUCAGGGUCGAAGCAGCAGGUGCAGGGGGGAGUGGCAGCAGUGCGGGGCGAUAGCAGUAAAGGUGGUAGUGAUGCAGCAGGUGUGGCUGGACCAGGUUGUCUGCGUGUGGAAGCGGGCGAUUGGGGGCAGCAAGGGAGCGGCAGGAGGGGCAGCAGCGGGGUGUGGUCGCCUCAAGGGGCGUAUGAGACGCAGGGGGAUGGCAGCACGGGCAGCACUUGCAGCGGGGGGAGCGGGCGUGGCGGAUUCAGCUGGGGGAGAGGAGGGUUCUCAGUGUGGGAGGAGGAGGAAAUGGGGGUCGAACGGAGAGAAAGGGGAGGAAAUGCGUUGGAAUCACAGAAAGAGGAGACACCUGCGGCAGCACCAGGAACUGGCACCGCGGGACCAAUAAACACCCUGGUGGGUGACGGGGUAGUGGAUACCAGACAGGGCCGUGUGGGCGAUGUAGGUGUAGCGCCGGCAGGAGCUGUGGUGGGCGGGGGGCGUAGGUGUGAGGAUAGCAAGAGGGAGGGCGGAGAUGGGGAUGCUUCUUCACUACAGUAUGGGUGUAGUGAGAGUGGUGCUGUUGGUCCUGCAGGGUGGAUGAGUGGUGGUGCAGGUGCAGGUGGGCAGGCUGGGAGUGGGAAGGGAGGGGAAAAGGGAGGGGGAGAGGUGGGGGUGGGGGUUCCAGGAGCAGUUAGGACGUCUGCAGAUGCAGCCAAAGGGUUGAAAUCAGCAGCGGUUGGAGCAGCAGCAGUGGGAGGAGCAGCAGUGCUUGGUGCAUGUGAUCCUGAUGGGGGAAAUGGAGCAAUCCCGGGCAGGGAGGGCAACAGGAGCGAACUUGGCGUGUCGAGCCCCAGCAUCACUGGCAGCAGCGGUGACAGAGCUGCCGGCAGCAGCGGUGCAACAGCGCGGGCAGAGUUCCGGAGGGAAGUGAUGGCGAUGGUGUCGUGUGGGCAGCGGUGCCCGCAGCUGCUGCGCUUCUACGGCGUGUGUGUGGACGUGCGGCGCCGCAUGUGCAUCGUCACCAAGCUCAUGCCGGGCGGCACUCUGCACGACCUGCUGAGGAGGCGCAACGGCGUGGGCCUGCCGCUGCCGCAGCUGCUGCGCGUGGCGAUGGACAUUGCGUUGGGGAUGCGCUUCCUGCACCGCCAUGGGAUCACACCGCUUCCGCUUCCCCACUCUCUCCACUUCCCCUAUCCUCCUUCCUCUCCACUCACACAUCACCCAGUCCUACAACCAACCCUGCUAUCUUCCACUCCCCUAACCCCUCUCCCUUUCUCCAGCGAUCUCAAGACGGCCAAUGUGUUACUGGACGAGCACGGGCGGGCAGUGGUGGGGGACUUUGGAGUGGCGCGGCUGGUGGGAGACGGAGCGGAGAUGACCAAGGAGGUGGGCACAUACCGCUGGAUGGCCCCGGAGGCCUUCGGCACCACGGGGCACUGGUCCGUCACCCCUCGCAGCGACGUCUACAGCUUCGGGAUUGUUCUAUGGGAGCUGCUGACUGCGCGGUUACCCUACGAGGGUUACUCGCCGCUGCAGGCUGCAGUGGCGGUGGCGCUGAAUGGGCUGCGGCCGGCGAUACCAGCGGGGUGCCCUGAGGGGCUCAGGCGGCUGAUUGAGGCGUGCUGGGCCAGGGACCCUGCAGAGAGGCCUGACUCAGAGGAUGUGGUGCGCGUGGUGCGAGGAUUGAGACGGGAGUUGCUGGGGGAAGAGAGUGUGGAGGACGAGGAGGAGACUAGUGGGGGGGAUGGGGAGCAGGUUGUGAGUGGUAGGGAAUGA
This is a messenger RNA of Closterium sp. Naga37s-1, 2061 nucleotides long. The record is from the annotation of a GenBank genome assembly. Lineage: Eukaryota; Viridiplantae; Streptophyta; Zygnematophyceae; Desmidiales; Closteriaceae.